UCCGAGGCGGGAGUUUCAGAUUGCUGGACAGGACAUCCGUGAUAACAUUUCUUCGUGUUCCCUUUCAGCUGUCUUCUUUUACUAAACUGGACAACCUAUAAACAUUUGGGAAAUUUACUGUUUUGUCGCACCGGAGUAUAUUUUAAACAUUUACGUCAGUCUAGGGUUUGAAAAGGGGCGUUAGUGAGAUCUAAAGAACUGGCAAUUGGAUUACCGCCUUAUUAGACAACAACUACGUUACUGUCAACUCUCUACCAGUUCGUCUCGUGCACGUUCCCUCGAGAACGUCAACUUAAUCCGGGCUUUCAACGGUCAUCUUUAGGUAUAUCAUGAGCUUUUAGGUCCGCAUUAAACCCGGAAACUUUGUAGAAAUAGUUAUAUUAUAUCUUCACCUGGACAUGGAUAACUACCGCCAUCAGCGAUAUGAAGGCUCGAAUCAAAGGAGGGAGAAUAAAAUCCAUCGAAAGAAAGGAUUUGGAGUCGGUGUGUCUGCUCAGGGCAGUUCAAGUGGGGAUGACGGAGACAAGAAGCCUAAAUUUACCGCAUCGCCCUUCGGACACAAACCUGGAGAUUGGAGGAAGGCCAGAGAUCUGCACACAGACUGAGGCAGAGAUGGAUACAAAUGAAGACAGACGGAUAAGCAGACAUGCACAUGCAGAUGGAUGUGUCCUGGUGCUGGCGGAGCUUGACAGAUUUUCCAGUAUCCGGAUCCCUGGCAGUAAAAAGGAACGGCCACCCCUCUCCCACAUGUCCAAGCAUUCCUCUUCUGGUGACUGGUCCACUUCCUCUGAAUUUGAGGAGCUUUCUUCAAAAAUUACAUCAGAGAAGGAAAUCCUUGCCCUCUUUGAGAAAAUGAUGGAGGAUAUGAAUCUUAAUGAAGAGAAGAAAGCUCCUCUCAGAGAGAAGGACUUGAGCACAAAAAGGGAGAUGGUCCUUCAGUAUAUCAUCACAGCUGCAAAAACCGGUAGUUUGAGGAGCAGCAGUCAGAUCUCUCCUCAGGAGUUUCUGAGUGAGCUGAAAGGAGGUGCCACCGAUGAGAGACUGUUUGCUUGUUUGGACUCUCUCAGAGUGUCACUCACCAGCAACCCAGUCAGCUGGGUGCAGAGUUUUGGCCACGAGGGUCUGGGCCUCCUGUUGGACACGCUGGAGAAGCUUCUCCUCAAAAAACACCAAGAAAAAGUGGAUAAGAAGAGUCAACACAAAGUCAUUCAGUGCCUCAAGGCCUUUAUGAACAACAAGUAUGGACUGGAGCGGAUCCUUGGAGAGGAGAAGAGUCUGGCACUGUUGGCCCAAGCCAUUGACCCUGGUCAGCCGGCCAUGAUGACAGAUGUGGUCAAACUGCUCUCUGCAAUCUGCAUCGUGGGAGAAGAAAAUACUUUGGAGAAGGUCCUUGAGGCCAUCACCACAGCAACUGAGGGAAGAGGGAUGGCCCGCUUCAACCCUAUCGUUCAAGGUCUUAGUGUGCGCUCUGUCCAGUUACAGGUGGCUUGCAUGCAGCUCAUCAAUGCCCUCGUAACGUCUCCUGAUGAGUUGGACUUCAGGCUGCACAUCCGAAAUGAAUUUAUGCGUUGCGGCCUGCGAGAGAUCCUGCCGACCCUGAACGCUGUAAAAAACGAUGCCCUGGAUAUCCAGCUGAAGGUCUUUGAGGAGCACAAGGAGGAGGACAUGAUUGAGUUCUCCCAUCGCCUGGAGGACAUCAGAAGUGAACUAGAUGAAAUUGGAGAUGUCUUUAAUGUGUUAUACUGCUCUGUGAAGGACACAAGCGCUGAGAGCCAUUUUCUUUCCAUACUACAGCACCUGCUGCUGGUCAGGAAUGACUAUUUCACACGGCCUCAGUAUUUUAAGAUCAUAGAGGAGUGUGUCUCUCAAAUCGUCCUCCAUCGUAGCGGCACAGAUCCUGACUUUGCCUACCGCAAGCGUCUGGAUGUGGACUUCAGCCACCUGUUAGAGGUGUGUGUGGAUAAAGCCAGGGCAGAGGAGUUUGAACAGAGGGCCUCAGAGUUAGCUCAAAAGUUUGAUGAGGAGUUCCUGGGCAGACAGGAAGCUCAAGCCCAGCUGUUGAAAAGAGAGGAGAAGAUCAAUGAGCUGGAAGCUGAACUUCAGGCUUAUAGAAACCAGUUCGGAGCCGUUCCAGUGGUUUUACCUUCACUGCAGUCUGUCCCGGCCUUGUCUUCAACUGCCUCUUCCUCGUGUCCCCCUGCCCCACCUCCUCCCCCACCUGUUCCUGGAGUUUCAGGUCCGCCACCCCCUCCACCUCCACUGGGCUGUGCCUCCAUGCCCGGGAUGCCUCCACCCCCUCCUCCUCCUCUGGGACUAGGCGGACUGACAUCCUUCUCAAUUCAACGCACGCUGCCUUAUGGCCUAAAACCCAAGAAGGAAUUCAAACCAGAGGCUUCCAUGAAACGCUUCAACUGGUCCAAGAUCUCACCCCAGGAGAUGUCCGAGAGCUGUUUUUGGGUCGUUGCCAAAGAAGAGCGUUACGAGAAUGAGGACCUGCUGACCAGGCUCGCCAUUACCUUCAGCACACUGAGAGCUGCUCGACGAGAAGACGAGGAACUAGAGGAGAAGAAAUCCAUCAAAAAGAGAGUCAAAGAACUGAAAGUGCUGGACCCCAAGAUAGCACAGAACCUCUCCAUUUUCCUGGGGUCGUUCCGUAUGCCCUAUGAGGAGAUCAGGAGAAUGAUUUUAGAGGUGGACGAGGAUCAGCUGACUGAGCCCAUGAUCCAGAAUCUUGUGAAGUACCUGCCUGAACAGGAGCAGCUAAACGCACUGGUCAAGUACAAGAGCGAAUAUGCCAACCUCUCUGAACCGGAGCAGUUUGGAUUAGUGAUGAGUAGCGUGAAGCGUCUGAGGCCCAGGCUCAACUCCAUCCUGUUUAAGCUGCAGUUUGAAGAGCAAGUGAGUAACUUGCGUCCAGAAAUCAUGGCGGUGAACGCAGCCUGCGACGAGUUGAAGAAGAGCAAAGCCUUCAGCAGGCUGCUGGAACUCAUUCUGCUCGUGGGAAACUUCAUGAACGCCGGCUCGAGGAACGCCCAGUCCUUCGGCUUUAACCUCAGCUCACUCUGCAAGCUGAAGGACACUAAAUCGGCUGAUCAGAAGUCCACUCUACUGAAUUUCCUGGCAGAAAUCUGUGAGGAGAAAUACCCUGAAGUAAUGAAGUUUGUGGAGGAUCUACAGCAUGUGGACCAGGCCAGUCGAGUCUCAGCAGAAAACCUUGAGAAGAGCCUGAGACAGAUGGAGAAACACCUGCUGCAGUUGGAGAAGGAUCUGGACACUUUCAGCUCCGCAGACGACCAGCAGGACCUGUUUCUCAGCAAGAUGGCAAGUUUCUCUAUGCAGGCAAGAGAUCAGUACCAGAAGCUGGUGAUCAUGCACAGUAAUAUGGUGACCCUUUACCUCAACAUGCUGGAGUAUUUCGCCAUCGACACCAAGAAGACCUCCGUGGAGGAACUCUUCACUGACCUCAGCAACUUCAGAGCCAUGUUCAUGCAAGCAGUGAAGGAGAACGCAAGGAGAAGAGAGGCGGAGGAGAAGCAGAGGAAAGCGAGGAUAGCCAAAGAGAAGGCGGAACGAGAGAAGCAGGAGCGGCAGAUGAAGAAGAAGAGACUGCUGGAGGUCAACACAGAGAACGAUGAGACCGGUGUGAUGGAUUGUCUGCUGGAGGCGCUGCAGUCUGGAGCUGCUUUCAGAGACCGCAGGAAAAGAGCACCCAGACCCCGAGAUGAAUCAACACAAGUGCUCAAUCCGAGUCCACAAAGACCUGUUCUGAAAGACUGCAACCACGAAAACAUGAAGGCACCUCUGCAAAGGUCACGGUCGCGGCAGAAUAUCAAUUUCAACUCGACACGAGCACCCACUGCCAAGGAGCCUCAUUACGAGAGCGAACCCCAUCCGUCUGCAGCCCACAGGCCAAUCCACCGGCCCGAGAGGGAGAAAGAAAAAGAGCAAACUCCAACGCUUUGCUCAUCCAAUGGUGACACGGACGUGGAGGCCUUGCUCGCCCGCCUGCGUGCCCUGUGAUGACAUCACUGCCUCUUGGGUUUGACCUCUGUAGUCACUUCGGCGACACAGACACAAAAAAGAAACAAAGCUCACAGUCACCUUUUGCUAAUAAAUGCCGACGUGUUGCGCACAUACGCGCAUAGGAAAAGUCUUAACAAUUAACCUUUCCCAUCCGUCUCCUCUGCCCUUUUACCUCCGACAACAUACUUGUUGUCCAUAGAAGUGCGAGUCAUUGUGCUGGUCGGGUCCAGGAUGAAAACUCGUCGCUGUUUUGUAUUAAGCAGCUAAUUACCGGACGGUUUAGAGUGACCUUUGGGCCAAGCACUUGUCUUUUUUUAAUGUCGUAAACAGACCAAUUAUUACUCUUUGAAAGCUUCACGCUGCUCUUUAACAUGCGUAUUUUCACAUACAUAGACGUUUGAGCAAUAAUUUGUUAAAUCUAAUUUUCCAUUUCUGCAUUCAGACUCAUUUUACCGCUUUCAUAUGAUCAAAAAAAUAAAUUUUUAGCAUCUUUAAUAACAUAGCUAUAUCUUAUGUUUAUUACAAAUAUAAAUCACUUUUUUCCAGUGUGAAUCUUAUUUAUCUUUGUUUGUAUUCAUGUAAACGUAAUCAAAUUAAUCCUAAAAAAAAGUUUUAAUAUGCAUGGAAAUCUUUAUACUUAUGAGCAAUUACUUUAAAUUUUCUAUUUUUGAGAUAAGAAUGUAUUAGUUGGGUUUCGUCCCCCUCAAGAGAAGACGGUACUAUGCAAGAGCAGCGGUUCUGACAGCAGAUCCCUGAGUGCCAGGAGUAUUUGUACUGCUUAGCAGACCUCACUGAUAUAAUGCACACUCCUCCUCUGCACAUUUGUUCUUGGAUCUGCUGCUUUUCCAAAUAAUGUUUCCUUUUUUUUUUUAGACAUUUGAUUUCUUUUUGUGUUUGUCUGUCUCGUGUGCACGUGUUUUCUCAUUGUAUAAUUGGCAAGUUUUCACAUUCCUCAUGAUGUUUUCUGUUUUGCUAUUCCUGAUGUGAUUUUCCUCUUUACUGCUCUCAAUCAGGCGUGACAUCGGAAUGCGAUUACCUGUGAAAUCACAUCUCUUUCUCUCUCUCUCUCUCUCUCUCUCUCUCGCUCUCUCGCUCUCUCUCUCUCUCGACUCACUCCCAUCACCUUUUUUGAUUCUUUGAAACAACAUUCCUGUUAUUGGUUAGACAUUAUUGCGGUGAUAUCCUUUGUUGAAAUAUUUCAAAUAAAAUAAGGAAAAG
Molecule: messenger RNA, 5241 nt
Organism: Onychostoma macrolepis
Lineage: Eukaryota; Metazoa; Chordata; Actinopteri; Cypriniformes; Cyprinidae
Gene: diaph3
Product: diaphanous-related formin 3
Exons: 28
Coding region: 424-4020 (1198 amino acids)
Biological process (GO): actin cytoskeleton organization; actin filament polymerization
Cellular component (GO): actin filament; cytoplasm
Molecular function (GO): small GTPase binding; microtubule binding; actin binding
Source: RefSeq, a predicted model, not a curated record